Racocetra persica is the source of this 796-nucleotide messenger RNA. NCBI's taxonomy places the organism in Eukaryota, Fungi, Glomeromycota, Glomeromycetes, Diversisporales, Gigasporaceae. The record is from the annotation of a GenBank genome assembly.
AUUAUGUUACCGUUAAUGAAAAUGCUGCCGAUCCACCGGUUGAAACCGGAGAUAAAGAUAACAUCAAUUCACCCGUUGCACUUUCAAUGGAAGCAACGAUCAUUAAUCAUUGCUUUGCUAUGCAAGCAGUUAAUGAGUCAGAAAAGUAUGAAUUUGAGAAACCAAAUCCUUUUGCUAGUUCUGAUGACUUAGAAUUUAUGGCACCAUGCGCUUAUCGCUAUCGUCGGUUCGAUCUCGGGAUUAGCGAAGAAGAAGACGUACGUCUUAUUGUUCGUACGCAGUUAGAUUCGGUUGUAAAAACUCCUGCAGGUGAUGAUUCAUUUAUCACCAUAAAAGCUUUGAAUGAAUUCGAUUCUCGUUCUCAAGGUGCAGGUGGAGCAUUAGAUUGGCGGCAAAAAUUAGACACACAGCGAGGUGCUGUUGUUGCUACUGAAAUGAAAAAUAAUAGUUGUAAAUUAGCUCGAUGGGCAGUUCAGAGCAUUUUGGCUGGUGCAGAUCAGAUGAAAUUAGGUCCAAAAGAUAAUCGUCGUCAUGUGAUAUUGGGCACACAAUAUUAUAAACCUCGGGACUUUGCCGCGCAAAUGAAUAUGUCAGUUUCUAACGGAUGGGGUAUUGUGCGAACUGUUAUAGAUCUUUGUAUGAAGUUACCAGAGGGCAGAUACGUAUUACUCAAAGAUCCAAACAAGCCUGUAGUUCGUCUGUAUUCUGUUCCUCCAAACACUUUUGAAGUGGAAGAUACCCUUGAUGAAGGAGAUGAAUUAGAGGAGGAUGAAGAUGAUUUAAUUGAGACAAGAUA